Anisakis simplex (herring worm) is the source of this 1268-nucleotide messenger RNA. Lineage: Eukaryota; Metazoa; Nematoda; Chromadorea; Rhabditida; Anisakidae. The record is from the annotation of a GenBank genome assembly.
AUGUCACAGGAUUCGAUUCCUGAUACAUCUCUUGAUGAGAUUCUAAUAUUCCGAUAUCGUUUAAUGCCAUGCGGAUAUGUUCUUCCCCAUACGGAUAACUACAAUCGUUUACUGUGGUAUCUUGAUUACGCAACUAUUAAUGUCGAGGCAGUCGCACACACAAUCCAAAGUUCAGAAUCAUUGCGAAGUCAGUUCAUGCAAUUCGAGCACAUGUUGAAGAGAGUUAAUAAACAGGAAGAGCAAACAGGACGUUUGAGUGGAGUACGACACAUCAUUGAUCUGAACGGAUAUGAAAUCAAUCCGUUCACAAUGUUCUUUGUUACGAACGGCAAUCUUGCGUAUUACUCUCAACUGCUUCAUUUCGAGAACUACCCAGACUUAGUCACUCCUAUGGAAAUGGUGAAUGUACCGAAAUGGCUUCAUGUACCGUACAAAAUCGCAAAAACAAUGAUGCCCGAUGGGUUCAACGACCGUUUCCGACUUCACGACGACAACUUUUUGAAUGCUUUACUGAAAGACAUCAACAUUGAGCAUAUUCCACAGACUCUCGGAGGAUAUAACGAGGUAACACAACUAAGCCACUCGAUGCAGAAAAUCAAAACGAUUCCUGCACAAAAACUGACGAAUGAAAAGUUUUGGAAACCGACCGAUAUGGAGCUCAUUAGUGCACUAGAGACAUUCCAUAUAUCACCACGAAAGGUUCGUCAAAUUCACGUUGAUGUGACGGACGCGAAUAAUUCCUUGUUGUGGUACUACAGUACAGACGGUGACAUCUAUUUCGGUGUAUUCUACCAGCCAUUCGACGAGGCUAUCAGCAACAAUACGAUCACAAACAACACCCGUCAUGAGAAAGAGAUCGACUACGAUCGUCUCGAGAUGGUUUACCCGUGGUGGAAACUUGCCGCCAGGAUAGUGCACGAGUCGGGUCGUAUUCAGUGCACAAAACCUGGUCGCUAUUGGUUUGUGUUUUGUAAUAAGCUGUCAUGGUUGCAGAAACGAACCGUUCAUUUGAAUGUACAAUUAACGGACGGCUCAUGCACGAAACGAUGUCAUAUGGACGGUACGAUGAGUAAUGCUGAGAUCACCAUUCAAACCGAUCAAACACUUCACUUGUCACUUUGAUUUUGAUCCACUUUGAUCAAAUCUCUCUGAUUGAUAUCCGAUGGCUAUCACUAUGCAUAAUAUUACUCUUCUUUAUGAAUAUCGUUUCUAUGUGUAAUUUGGUUAUUAUGAUCGUCUCUAGUGCAUUUUAGUGCAUUGCGAUUGAU